AUGAGAGCCCACAAUGCCGCCAGGCUCGCCCAGCGCCCCUCUCCCGCCUCUUACCGGCUCACCGGCAAGACCGGCUCAUCACGGCCCGCACAUGCAGUCACUGCCUCGGCCGCUGCCUUUCACUCCUCGCCUACCAUGUACGAUGGCAGCGACGCUGACCAACCCAAGAGUGGCAUAGCUGCGGCCCUGGCUUCGGGUCAGGGCAACCAGGCCUCGUCCUCCACACCUCGACGUGACCAAGACGAGGGCGACAACGACUCGGCACUCGCCUUUGGAGGAGGCGCAUCCUCUCGCGGCGGCCCAUCCCCUGCCCCUUCCAUCGCAGACAUUUCUCACGCAGACAUCUUCAUUAGACCGCAGCCAUCCCCGAGUGCCCACCCCUCCUCUUCCAAGUUCACUCAUUCCCAGUCUACGAUGAUCAGCGGCUCUGCGGGCAAAGGUGCGGUGCCUGGCUAUGGCAAACGCAGGGCAGGAGUGCCAGACGGCACCAGAACCACCACGAGGGAGAGGGACGAUGAAAUCGUUAGAGGUUACGAACACACUUACGCACCCAGUAGCCGAUCACCCGCAGCACUGCCUCGCCAUACGUACUUCUCCAACUCCUCGACGUCCUUCAAUGCAGCCGCAUCUGCCCCCGCCCCAUCCACAUCCAGCGCUGGCCAUCUCCAUGCAACACUCAAGCCCAAGAAGACCGCACUGAUCUUUCCAGGUCAGGGAUCUCAGUACGUGGCCAUGUGUAGAGACAUCUACCGCUCCUUUCGCUCUGCUCGGUCCGUCUGGCAUCUGGCAGAGGAGGCCCUGAUCACUCCGGUCAAUCCUUCUACCUCGCCGAGUGCUGAUUUCCACCACAAUUCAUUCGAUGAGAGCAGCAAGUUGUCCAUGCGGCAUUCUAGUCUAGGGUACAUUCCAGGCAGCGGCCAUGACCGUGCAGAAAGUCCCGAGCAAAGGAGAAUAUUCGAGGAAGAAUUGGCAAAGAGUCACAUCUGGGACGAGAAACGGGCGAGAAGAGGCAGACGAGGAUGGUUGAGAGACGCCGUGUUCUUCGGCGACCAGUUGGAUCUCACGCGAGCAGAAAAUGCGCAGCCAUCGAUCCUCGUCGCUACUCUGUCGAUCUUGGCAGUGCUUCGCAAGGAAUUUUCUCUCGACCUCGUGCGAUCUAAAGUCUCCUUCGCAGCUGGACAUGGCUCAGGAACGUACGCUGCGCUGGUCGGAUCCGGCGCUCUCGAUAUGAUUGAUGCUGUACGACUUAUGCGUCAUCGCGGCCUCAUUUCUUCGCAACAUGUGUACAACCAUCCGAUCUUAUUUCCCGAGGGCUGCAAGCGGCCAGAGAGCAUUUACGAGACCUGGGCAUUUGCCAAUGCGGGUAGUGGAAAAGGAGCCGAGCUCCUCGAGAUGGACGAAGAUUUGGCGUUGAAUGCGGGCGGCGUGCCCCCCACCAGCUCCACAACGGACGGACAAGUGGCAGCGCAAGAAUCCAAGAGUCAAGGGGACGAGCAAGCCCACAAUAGACACAGGGCUACGAGGAGGGGAUGGAAGCGAACGCAAAUGUCAGGAGUCAUGGUCAGGCCGGGCAUGCUGCCUGCUGUCCUGCAAGAAGUCACCCAGAUCCAGAACGACAUCGCUGCCUCUCGAGUAGCUGGCGUAAGCAACGAUGAGGUAGUCGAAGUAGCCAACAUCAAUUCAGCCCUACAAGUGGUCCUCAGUGGGACUCGAGUGGGCGUUUCUGUUGCAUGCGAAAGGCUGAGGAUGAAGAACCUGGGCGCUCGAGCUGUCAAUCUGCCCGUAUCGGGGCCCUAUCACUCUUCCCUGAUGACAGGAGCCGUGCUCGGACCCGCUCUGGAGAAUCUGCCUCUCCGCGAUCCGGACCCAGGCUUGAGGCUGGUGAGCAGCGUCGAUGGAGCUCUGCUGACUACUGCACAAGACAUUCGUAGCGACCUGCGAGGCGCACUGCACAAGCCCGUUCGCUGGCUUGAUUCUGUAGAUCGCCUUCGCAAAGAGGGCGUUGAGCGCUUCGUUUGCCUUGGUCCCGGCCGGGCAUGCGCGCAUCUCCUCAGCAAGGAGCUUGGCUAUAGGGACAAGAUAGAGAGGGAGAAGAGAAGGAGAAUGGGAGGUUCCGCGGCAGAGGGGCCUGAAAGAGAGUAUGAGGUCUGGAGCGUUGCAACAGUCGAAGACAUCGAAACCCUCUCGAAUGUCCUGUCUCGCAUAGAGAUAGGAGGCGCAAAGACCGAAGUCAUGGACUUCUCCGCUGACCAGUUCCCGGGAGCAGGUGAGCAGCAGACUGGUCACGGAGGGAGAAGAGAAGGGGGUGUAGAUAGAGGCAGGCUGGCAGUGUAG
This is a messenger RNA of Microstroma glucosiphilum, 2334 nucleotides long. RefSeq names its product FabD/lysophospholipase-like protein. Gene Ontology annotation, biological process: fatty acid biosynthetic process. The transcript is spliced from 4 exons. Lineage: Eukaryota; Fungi; Basidiomycota; Exobasidiomycetes; Microstromatales; Microstromataceae. Gene Ontology annotation, molecular function: [acyl-carrier-protein] S-malonyltransferase activity. The coding region runs from base 1 to 2334 and encodes 777 amino acids. Gene Ontology annotation, cellular component: mitochondrion. The record is from RefSeq and is a predicted model, not a curated record.